Molecule: messenger RNA, 662 nt
Organism: Saprolegnia parasitica CBS 223.65
Lineage: Eukaryota; Oomycota; Saprolegniomycetes; Saprolegniales; Saprolegniaceae
Exons: 1
Biological process (GO): pyruvate decarboxylation to acetyl-CoA
Cellular component (GO): pyruvate dehydrogenase complex
Molecular function (GO): dihydrolipoyllysine-residue acetyltransferase activity
Source: RefSeq, a predicted model, not a curated record
AUGCUCGCCCGCGCCGCCCGCCUGACCUCUCGCGCUGCCUUCUUGCGCCGUGGCUUUGCCACGUACCCCGCCCACGAGCUCGUGGGUCUGCCCGCGCUCUCGCCGACGAUGGAGCAGGGCAACCUCGCCAAGUGGAACAUGAAGGAAGGCGACGCCAUCUCGGCCGGCGACAUCAUUUGCCAGAUCGAGACGGACAAGGCCAUCGUCGACUACGAAGCCCAGGACGAUAUGUUCCUCGCGCGCAUCUUGGUGCCGGAGGGUGCGGAAGGCAUCAACGUCGGCCAGCCCAUCAUGAUCACGGUCGAAGACGCCGGCGAUGUCGGCGCAUUCGCCAACUACGUCGUGGAUGCGGCGGCGGUCCCGGCGCCGGCGCCCAAGUCGCCGGAGGAGAUCCCGCCCAAGAAGGAAGAGGUCAAGGUCGACCCGGCGACGAAUGCCCCGGUCGCCCCCGCCGACUUUUUGGUCACGUCGCAAGUCCCGCAGAAGACCGUGCCAGGCCCGGCGAUCCCGGCGCCGGUCGCGACGCCUGCGCCGACGCCUGCCCCCAAGGCUGCGCCGGUUGCUGCGCCCGUCGUCGCGAGUGCUUUGGCUUCGUUCGACAAGUGGGGCCGUGGCAUCCAGCAGAGCCCGAUCUCGAACAGCAUGCUCGUGCGCCAGAAGGC